GAGAGUCCUCGUAGGAACCGGCGGGCGCGACCUGACCCUGGUGGGCGUAGGACCCAGGGACGCGGGGACGUACGUGUGCGUGGCCGUGAAUCCUGCAGGAGAGGCUCAGCUGAGCACCGCUGUCGUGGUCGUCGCUCGUCCGGAACUCGAAGGCGACGCCGAAGUCGAAGUCGCGGUCGUGGAAGGCCAGACGUCAGCUUCGAAUGCAAAGUGAAGACGAACGGGCGCUUCGGCCGCCCACGCCAAUUACAAAUAUCACGUGGAUGAAGGACGGGGAGGAGCUUCCUCUCAACGAAGUCCCGCAGACGAGGUCCUUCGAGCGCCUGGUGAUGGGUCGGCGGCCGCUCCCUUCGUCCGAUUACUACUACGAGGGCGAGGAGGACUUCAGCUACGCCGAGGACGUGUCCCUCCUGCUGCAGGACUACCUGGAAGGAGUGAGUGCGGAGGCCACGUCGACCCCCGCCACGACGUCAGAGCCCGUGGACGCCGGCCAGGAGGCGCCGCUGGACGGGUGGCGGGAGUGGCGCGGCGGCAGGAACGGGACGGCGCGCUACCACACCUUCGGCGGCGGGACCAGACUGAGGGUGAGCCGCGUGACGGAGCGCGACGAGGGCGCCUACGCGUGCGUGGUGACCAACCUCGCCGGCGCCUCCACCAGGACCUUCAACCUCGACACGCUAGUGCCCCCGGACAUCGACACCAUCCAGGAGGUGAAGGACCACGAGGCAGCCGUUGGGGAACCUGUCGUGUUCGAGUGCGACGCCCGUGGUGACCCGCCCCCUGAGGUGACCUGGUAUCGAGGGUCCGCGCCGUUGGAACACCACUCCCGUCUGCAGCUGCUGGAGGAAAACCAUGUCCUUAUUAUUACGUCUGUUCAGGAAGGAGACGGCGGAGAGUACACGUGCCUGGCCACCAACCUCGCCGGCCUGACGGAGGAGACGUUCCGGCUGCACGUGUUGGUGCCUCCGAGAAUAGCCGGGGGCGAGGAACAGGCCGUCCCUGUGGUGAGCGGCAGAUCAGUGGAGCUCGAGUGUGAGGCUCAAGGACAACCUGAGCCCGACCUCAUCUGGACCUUCGAGGGAGAACCUGUUACGGAGAGCGAGGACCUGGUCCUUGACGGUAACACUUUGAUCAUUGACAGGGUGAAGCUGGAGCAAGCGGGAGUGUACGAGUGCGCGGCCACCAACGACGUCGGCCAAGACGCCAGGCGCUUCGUCGUCAGCGUGACAGAGGCUCCCUUCAUCACGGGCGGGCUGGACGAGGAGACGGUCACUGUGGUCGAGGGCGAGUCCGCCGCCCUUCACUGCGUCGCCUCAGGUCACCCGGAGCCGCUCCUGACCUGGAUGAAGGAGGGCGUGGGCAUGCGGCUGGACGAGCGCGUGAGUGUGUCCUGGGGCGGGCGGUCGCUCCUGCUCCAGUACGUGGGCGACGAAGACUCCGGGAGGUACACCUGCGUCGCCUCCAACCUCGCAGGGAACCACACGAAGGAUUUCCGCGUCCAAGUCCUACGUCGUCCUCAGCUCGUCGACGCCCCGGAGGAGGUGGUGGCGGUGGUGGGAGAGAUAGUGAACGUGGUGUGUGCCUUCGAUGCCUAUCCACGGCCCAAGAUCAGCUGGCAGUUCGAAGGCACCCCCGUUGAAGGCGAGGGGAGCGUGCUGCCCUCAGGAGUCCUUCAGAUAUCCCCCGUGAGACCCGAGGACGCUGGAAACUACACCUGCUUCGCGAACAACGAGGCGGGCAGUGCCAACCACACCCUUACCCUCACUGUGCAAACCCCGCCGUGGGUGGAAGUGGGCCAAGCGCGGAUGGUGGUCGUGAGCGGCGAGAGUGCGACCCUCGAGUGCAAGGCUGGAGGAGUUCCCACGCCCUCCGUCACCUGGCUCAAGGGACACCAGGUCGUGAGUCGAGGAGUUGAAUUUGAGCCGGAUGAAUCAGGUUCUCUGUACAUUCCUUUCGUGACCCCCGAUUUGGCAGACACCUACGUAUGUACUGCCCGGAGCUCUGCAGGAUCAGCACAUGCACACACGGAGCUGGUGGUACAAGAGUCUCCUGUCGUCUUCGGCUCCGAGGAUGAGGUCGUCGCCGCGGUGGGUCAGCAGGUCGUCCUCAAGUGCGAAGUGACAGGUCAGCCCACCCCGGCCGUGACCUGGACGCGACCCAACCACGCCAACACGCCCGUCACGCCCGGAGAUCCGCGUGUACAGUUAACAGACGACUCUCUCACCAUCCUGCCGGUCGCCGUGGAGGACAUGGGUCUCUACCAGUGCACGGCCACCAACCCCGCCGGCCAGGACAGCGCCUUCGUCACCCUCACCGUCCACUGUACGUCCUGGGUGGUGUAUUUCUUUUCCCUCGGCUGUGCCUCAGACACCGGCUUAUACAUCUGCCUGGUGACCAACGCUGCAGGUCGUCUGUAUCGCGAGGUUGCCGUAGUCGUGCAGGUUCCUCCCCGCUUCUCCGUCCUGCCACGCACCCAGCAGGUCACGCGCGGAGACAGGUUCGAGCUCGAUUGCGAGGCUGUUGGCACUCCUGUUCCGACCAUCAGGUGGCUCCUUAAUGGCACUCAGGUUGCGGGCGUGGGGCAGUCCCGAGGGGGGCGGGGGGUCCUGGUGGUGGAGAAAGCGGCCAAGACGGACGAGGGAACCUACACGUGCAUCGCCGAGAAUGCUGCCGGUCACAGGAAGGCCGUGGCAGGGGUCAGGGUCAAAGUUCCGCCCGUGAUCAUGUACGCCCCCGAGGAAAUGACCGUCCUGGAACUCAACGCUGUGACCUUGACCUGUGUCGCCGAGGGUGACCCCGCCCCCGCCACCACCUGGACCAAGGAAGGCCACUCGGUUCACUCCUCGGACCGGGUGCACCUCAUGGACAACGGUUCACUGGCUGAGGCUCUGAGCACGAGUAACACCAUCUGA
Messenger RNA from Penaeus vannamei (Pacific white shrimp), 2912 nucleotides. Lineage: Eukaryota; Metazoa; Arthropoda; Malacostraca; Decapoda; Penaeidae. The record is from RefSeq and is a predicted model, not a curated record.